AUGGAUCACAGUACAUAGCCUUAAAAAUCUAGAUCUAAAUGCAAAAAAUUCUUCAAGCCUAUAGAUAUCUAUGGAAAGCCUAUUUCAUUGACGUACGGUGGAAGAGAAUAAUUUAAAACGACAUUUGGGGGCUCAGUUUCAUUUCUUGUUGUUCUGCUAUUUUUGAGCGUCACAUUUUACAAGCUAAACGACAUGGUUAAUAAAAACUUAACAGUUGUAAAGAAAAAUACUCUUGUAAGUAUCUCUAAUUCCUACACUCCUCCAGAGGAUUUAUCGAAGAAGCAUAUAACAUUUGCAUUUAUGCUGUCAAAUAUCAGAGCUAGUGAGGUAUUUGAUGACAAAAGGCAUGGCUAGUUUCAUUUGACAUAGGUAGAGGUAGAAAUCAAGCAAAACUUAGAGGAUGGUACAUUUUAUAGAGAGUUUAUAAAUUCUGAUGUCCCCAUCUCGAACUGUGAAAUAGGAAGAAAUUUCUUUUAUCCAAAUAUAGAAGAAGUUACUUAAUACAACACACAAAAUUAUUUUUGCCCUGAUUGGUAAAAUCUCACAAUUUAAGGAAGCUGGUAUUCUCCAGUAUUUAAAUAUGUUCAGCUUACUUACUAGAGAUGCGAUAAUUAAAACUGUUCAGAUGAGGAAGAGUUCCAGUAAUGGUUCUAAGGGAAAUGGAUUUAAUAGAUCAUUAUAAGUUCAUAUUUUAACAUUGGUGAUUAUGAUGAACCUGUUAAGUACUUUCUAGAUGACAGCUAUCAGGCGGUUGAGUAUGGCAGAACUACUUAUAACAAUGUAUUCUUCAAGAAAAAUGAACUCAAACUUAGCGAUAAUUUAAUUGGAUUUUUCAAUGACCUUAUUUAAUAAUACUUCUAUUAGAUGUCUGUGAACAAGGUUUUCUAUUCAUCAGAUACAGGAGGAGUAGCCAAAGGCAUAUAUUAUAGAUAAGAUGUAAAACUAGACAAGGAAUAUGAUGUUUACGAAAGGCAAGUUUAUUCAAUCAGUUCACUUUUACAAUAUGUAGGAGGCAUUUACAACUCCUUAUUCUUUAUUGGGCUAUUUAUUCUUUCAAGAUUUAGAAGCUCAUUAUACUUUGCAUCACUGAUCAGUAAGCUAUAUCAAAUUGAACACUUAAAGAAAAAUAAUUUAAAUGGGAUACAGAAAGAAAAAAUGAUCCUCGAUUUAGAAAAUUCAUCAGCAAAAAUAAUGGAUAUCUCCUAAGAGUUUGCAAGGUUGAAUUCUUAAACUUCUAGGAAAUAUGCUGAGAAUUUAUAAAAAGAAAUAGAGUCCAAUAAUUGGAAUGUCACUGCAAUUAUUGCUAAAAAGCUUAUAAAUUAUCUUGGAAAUAGAUGGAGAUUAAGCAUUACCACUAAGGAUGUAUUAAGUUUUUCGUUCUAAAAGUUUCAUCUUUGCUGUAGAUAAAAGCAUUUGAAUUCAGAUUCAAUCAUGCAAAUCAGGAAAAUCAUUUUAUUCAAUAAGGGUCAAAAGAAAGUUAAAUAAGAGCUAGAUGCUAUAAAUAUUAUUAAUAGACUUAGGAAACUAGAUUUAUUGCUUUCCUUAUUCUUAUCAAAAGAUCAAUCAUUUUUACUCUAAUUCUAGAAGAAAAACUUGAUUUAAGAAAAUGAUUCAUCAUCAGAAGAUGACAGAAAAAAUCCUUCGAGAAUCCUUAGAAAAUUUUCUAGCUAAUAUUUCAGGAGGAAUCAAGAUAGGAAUACGCUAAAAUAGUUGGAGGAAGCAGUGUAUCAAUAUUCACAGAAUGAAAAAUUAGAAAUGAUAGAUAAAAAGAUCCUCAAUGGGUUAUUAACCAAGAAGAAAAUAAGUGAAUCCUAAAGUUUAUCCACCAUUAAAAAAAUCUAGUUAAAAGAAAGUAUGAAUGAAUCAUCAGAUUUUGGUAUCAAUAAGAUUGAAUAUGGGAAAUCCUCCCCAGAAAAGUAAAAAGAGCAGAAAGCUGCAAUAACUAGAGACAACAACAACAAUGAAAAUAUUCUUGGCAGUUUGGAGUAAAAAAAUCAGGGACUCUAAAUAUAAUUUCAACCUCUUAAAACAAAAAAGAAUAGGAAGACUUUGAUUUAAAAUAAAAAGAUUUUCAAGCAAAGUUGCACUGAUGUUGCUAAAAAUGAAAAGGGCAAGUAGGGAACCUAAAAUAACUUAAAAUUGGAUGAUAUUUUAACUGGAAAUGACUGA
Messenger RNA from Stylonychia lemnae, 2169 nucleotides. The record is from the annotation of a GenBank genome assembly. NCBI's taxonomy places the organism in Eukaryota, Ciliophora, Spirotrichea, Sporadotrichida, Oxytrichidae.